UGCUGGGAAAGGCUGUCAUUGACGGGCGGAGUCUCGCUCUCUGCCCCGGGGCGGGGCCAGCCAGACCGCUUGGCCCCCGCGCGGGAAAUCCGCCCCGCUAGGGGGCGACGAGGGUCCGAGGAGGGGCGCAGCCAUCUUUGUUGGGGGCAAAGCGCGGGGCGAUGCCCAAAUCGUGCGCGGCGCUUCGGUGCAGCAACCGCUAUAGCAGCCGCCGCCGGCAGCAGCUCACCUUCCACAGGUUCCCAUUGAGCCGGCCCGAGCUGCUGGCGCGCUGGGUGGGGAACAUCGGCCGUGGCAAUUUCCAGCCCAGCUCGCACACGGUGCUCUGCUCGCAGCACUUCCAGCCGGACUGCUUCAGCGCCUUCGGCAACCGCACCAACCUCAAGCCCAACGCCGUGCCCACGCUCUUCGCCUUCCCCCGCACCGUCAGGCAAAUCAGGAAGGAAAAGAGCCCUCUAUCUGAUGCUGAGGAUUCCAGAUUGCCUAAGGACUUUACAAGGACAGAGGAUGGAAGGAGAUUAGAUGUAGAAACUGUUCUGCAUCAAGAGCCCCAACCCAGUACAACAGAGGAACCAAUAGAAGAGGUUAGUACAACUAAGGCAACAGAAGUGGAGGCCUGGCUGCUGCCAUCCAGGCCCCCAGUGCAGAGACACCACCCAGUUCAGACCUCAGAUCACAGCUAUGCUGUCAGUGACCGUGCUUCCUUAAAACAAAAACUCUUCCAGGCACUAGAGGAAAAUGAAAAACUGCGAAAACGCCUGAAGGUUAAAAGCAUGGCACUGAGGAGGAUGUUUGUGCGGCUCCAGGCCUGCAAAAAGGAGCAGCAAAAACACCAGGCCAGACAGCCUCCUGGGAGGGAACAGGGCCUGACUUUCUGAACACUCGUCUACCAGCAAGAACUGUGGUUCAACAGGCUGCCGCCUAGAGUAUUUUAAUAGUGAGUAACCUACUCACUACUGUUUCUAAUGAGCAUAGCUUAAAGUUCACAUACAUCAUAACUACCCAGCAUGCACAUGGUCAAAUGAGAACUAGGGAAGGAAGCUUGGCUGAGAAAUAGCAUGUAAAAAAUUCCCCAAACCCGCACUUCUUGCCUCAGCAUUUGUAAUCUAAAUGCCUUUAUAAUAAAGAAAGAAUGCCAGGUGCAUAUGGGUGUGUGAGAAGAGACUCUGGGAACUUUUCUGGCAAUUACAUUUAGUUAAGCUAAUGUUAAUUAUAAGAAAAAUGACUUUAUGACUUAACAGCAAAUGUUUUACUGCUAUUUUAUACCUACCACUACUUCGCAUCUCAGCCUUCACUCAAUUCCCACACAACCCUGUUACGAGAAAUUCUGUUACAGUAGCCAUAGCAACAUCGUUCUAAGCACCCUACAAACACAGAUGAGACAGUUCCUUCCUAAGAAGAGCUUACAUCUGAGACUAAGAUACAAUAAUAAAAUAAAAAGCUGGUGAGAGGUGGAAGAGUUGAUGCACAUUUGAGUAUUUUAUUGAAGAUGCUGGCAUCCUGCCCAGCCAUCAUCACUUAGCAACUUACUGUAAAAACCACCAUUCACAGUGGGUCUUGAGGAAGGAUUUGCAAGAGUCCAAGCUUAUAUUUAUAAAAAUAUAACUAACUCACCACCCACAGCUUUCAAAGAGGAUUUAUUAUGACAAUACAGUGUUUUCUCUUCCACCAGCUUUAAACAAGGUUACGUAAUCAAAGUGUGGAAGAUCCAUCUGCAGCAAAGGAAACACCGGGCAGUUUUCAACUGAAAAUUGAUUGAACACAAAAUUUAUUGCACAGUUGACACUUAGCUUCAGAUCAAAGAACACUGUGAGAUGGUAGUGAAUGAAAUGCAUUCCUAGAACAGGCGCUGUUCACGCAUAAAAAGGUGAGAUUUUUCUGAUAAAAAACCUGGCAAGCAGCACUUGAUUGUAGGAGCAAGGAGGGGAGAGAUAAUCAUCAGCUUUCCUGGAAUAGCUGUGAUAAACCUGCUCUUGGACAAGGACUAUUGCAAAUGAAAUUCCCUGAUGUGAUUUCACGCUUGUGAGGGGGAGAUAGGACUGACAUAAGUAAACAGAACAGCAGUUACACUACAGAAAUAAGGGGCCAAGGUGCAUGUCAGGAAGUUAUUUACUCCAGUAAUUAGCAGUAGCAACAAUGCCUCUGUCAAUACAUGCUUCUUUCUAAAUCUCUUGCAUAUAAGUGAUGAAGGCCCACCCAGGACUGGCCAAGAGCAGAACUACAUUUCAGUGCCUGCAUAAUAGCCACCACUCUCCCUUUUAUAUAAAUAUCUAAAAGUACUAAGAUGCCAGAUACUUAAUAGUGCUAUUUCCAGCAGCCCUGCUGCUUUCAGCUAGGUUGGUAGAGCAAGAGUGCACCUCGCUGGAGGUCAGGUAAAUCACAGGCAGGGAUUGUAUCCUAAGGCUAUUCGAGGGAAUCUAGCCACUCAGACAGGUGGCAGUCUCUGUUUCGAAGUUUUCAGUUCCUCCUCCUAUUUGGCACAUCUCUACACUUAAAACAACAUGCAGUCCUUGGGUGAGGAAGAGCAAAAUUAAUUUGACAUGGACAGUGGUUAUAAUCUAUAAUUAAUCUGGAGUAGUACUAGUGCUUGGAACAAAUGCUACUAGCAGCUGGAUGGAAGCAUGCUGAAAAAGGUCCACGUGAUUAGAAAAAGCAGAGAACUUCAUUCCAAACAUACUUGUCCUUAAACAAAAAGAACAUUUUAAAUACAGAAGUGGGGUGAACAGCACAUCCUCUGUCCAGUAACCAGAUUGACAGAGAGGAUUCUUAGGAGGUGGCCACAAACUUCACUUUCCCCUUAGGAGCAGAAAGGGUUAAAUUAGCUACUUGUUUUCAGUUAACUUAACCCCAACUCUGUAAGCUUGAGGGAAAGUGAGCGCCAAGAGCCUCCUCCACUUCCCAUCUUGCUGACAGGGAGAGGAAACAAUGAGACUGGACAAAUGAGCUGCAGUUAACUCACAGCAGGAAGGGCUUGGACACAUGACAGCUAGGGCUCUCCCCCUCACACCUCCCAGGCAGGGGAUGGGCACACAGAGAGCACUGCAUGCUCUCAGCCAUGUUCCCUAUUGGCUGCCAAGCCACAAUCCAGGGCAGUAUUGCCUUGGAGGUACCUGUAAGAGCAGGUUUUCUCUUGUUACCCCUUAACAUAAUUGGUAUGACACCACCUUCUAUAUGGAUCAUAAAAAUAAAAACAUCUCCGUUUCUGUUUCAAACUUGCAGAAUCCAGGGGGAAGGUUUUGCAGCUUCUGUUGGUUCAGGUACCAUACAUGACACCCUGUUUUCUCACCACAUUAGCCAUCCGCAUCAAUCCUGUGAGCUGUUAAGAACAAAGGGACUCAGUUCAUGUUUGUUAAUAGAGAUGUCCUAAUUCUCAGCAACAUUUACCAUAGUGUCAUUUGCAGAACAGAAUUACUAGCAGCAAAGGAAAUCACUGAAUGCAAGACUCUCACCCACUAUCAAAAGAAAGAGAUUGAUGACUCAGAAACCAUAAUUUUUCAAAGGAUAGCACACAGUCUGAGGUGCCAAGACUGGUUUAGAAAGGACUUGUACUCUUUAGCCAAAUCACAAUGCAACUAUUCAUUAGAGAGACAUCCAGAACAGGCAAAGAGUCCUGUGGCACCUUAUAGACCAACAGAUGUAUUGGAGCAUAAGCUUUUGUGGGUGAAUAUCUGACGAAGUGGGUAUUCACCUCCGAAAGCUUAUGCUCCGAUACGUCUGUUAGUCUAUAAGGUGCCACAGGACUCUUUGCUGCUUUUACAGAUCCAGACUAACAUGGCUACCACUCUGAUCCAGAACAGGCUAACUCCUCAGAGCUAAUGGUACCAGUGUCCCUGGAAGAGCACUUGCACAAUUGAGACAUCCCAACCAGCAACAGCAAGGCAUCACUGAUGCCAGAUACUGGGGUGGAGUGCACCCCAGUGAAUUGUGGGGGGGCCUGAGGAGAUCCUGUCCUCUCUGCUGGAAUUGGGGCUUGGUGACUGAAGGAAGGAGAAAGCAAUCCUUGCUACUUACAUUGCUUUGGUAUCCUAAGGGCCUCGCUGUCAGCAGACAUCACUUGAUGUAGAACUCCCCGAAACUGAUACAGCACUUUCAAACUCUUCUCUUCGCCCACACAGGGGUCAUAGAACCCAGGCAGGCCAGUCUUUAACAACAAAAACAACACACUGAGCACUCUCACAGCUCUUCCACUCGUGCUUUUAGGUUACAAUAGAGGGAGUUUUAAAAGGAGUUGAAGCUGGUCUCCUUCACAAGGGACACCAUCAACACCAACUAACUAAUGUAAAACAUUAGUUAAAAGACACUUUCAAUUACACCUGCCAAAAGGCUGGUUUUAUAAUUUAAUUUUCCUAUUUUAUUAAGUAUUUUUCUCCCCCUGCAGCUGAGUGAGAGACUCUCACAAACAACAAGGGAAACUGACUGUGUAGGGAAGUCAGCAGAAGUGACUACGAAAUGCAGCCAAGCCCUUCAAUCUCUAUAGGGAUCCCACUCCCCAUUCCUCUCCUCGAACCCUUCAGAACAAGUAAGUCAUGCUGCACUUUUUACCCAUCCUGGCUUCCUCUGCCUCAAUUAUCCUCCGGACGGACUCUUGCAUUAACCGAACCUGCCACAACACAAAGGACAAAAUAAAAUUCAGCAGUCAGAUUCCAUUUAAAAAGAGAUAUGAACUCCAAGUGGGAACAGUUUCCUUUAGCUCAGAAGGCUCACGAGGGACAAGUGAAUUAGGAAGACACCUGCAGACCAGGGCCUUGGCAUUGUCUCAGAGCUCACCUGAGCAUAAAUAUGAAAAUGAAGAUGAGAACAAAAACACAGGGAAGGGGGAAAUGCCUCGAACUGCCCUGGGGUUGCGGCCACGGGGCAUGGGAAUGUUAGGGACGACAGGAAGACUCCAAGUCCAUGUCUGGAGAUCACCCAAUCCAUGGGUAGAGUGUCCCACAGAAAUGAAAGAUUGCCAACAAUUGUGGCUUGUGGGAGGCUCUGUAUUCUGUUGCCCUCGCCAAUGACAUCAGCACACUCAGCCACUGGGGUGAAGGGCAAGACUCAGUCUUACUUCCUGGGCUGGGGGCGGUGAGAGGUUCUUCCUCCCGUGCUGCCGCCCCCCCACCCCUCCGACUGGGUACUGCCUGGCAGGAGAUGGGAACAGGGAGGAGCAAAGAUAACAUCCUGUGGCUCACUGUGGGGGGGAGGGCAGGCACACAGAGCUGCCAUAAGACACUUGACUCUUUCUGCCCCACUUCUCUACUGUGAGAAUGGCACUGGGUCCUGAGGGGAGGUGGAAAAGCUCUGCCUGCUGCUGCUGCAGCGGUCAUGAUUGGCUGCUCUUCCCCAAGAGGCAGACAAAUGUGGAAUGCAGCCAAUCAGGAAGGGGAUUUUUCCCCCAGACAGGGCUAAAAUUUCCAAGAGGGCUGGAGCUCCUCACAUCAUCAGUAGACUGGCUCCAGCCCUGGCAAAAAUCACACCACUCAAAAUCUCAAGAAUUGACUACACUGCAGGCGGUAUGUGUUCUGCAAAUGAAAAUGGGGACACAGCUGGAGAACAAAGUGUGUGGCAUAUGCUGUAUGGAACAAUAUAACCAAGGAUGAAACUAACAGGCAAGACUGGGGACAGAGGAAUGGACGACUUACUGCAGCUUCCGCCUCCUGCUUCUUCUGUUGGACAUCACUGGCGGUACUUUCCCUUUGUUUCUCCAACUCUCUGACAUGAGGAAGUUGAACACCACAUUAGUUAUAGGCAUUAAAUACGAUUCAGUGCAAGGAUGCA
Molecule: messenger RNA, 5757 nt
Organism: Chelonia mydas (Green sea turtle)
Lineage: Eukaryota; Metazoa; Chordata; Testudines; Cheloniidae
Gene: THAP3
Product: THAP domain containing 3
Exons: 6
Coding region: 162-878 (238 amino acids)
Source: RefSeq, a predicted model, not a curated record